Molecule: messenger RNA, 1887 nt
Organism: Arctia plantaginis
Lineage: Eukaryota; Metazoa; Arthropoda; Insecta; Lepidoptera; Erebidae
Source: the annotation of a GenBank genome assembly
AUGAAGUCAAUUCAGUUGUUUAUUGAAGAAAAACAAGUGAUCUACACCAGUGAAACUGUGCAAACAAAAAGUAGUGUAGAAAUAGAAGAAAAUAAACCAAAAGGGAAAACCGCCUCCCUAAAUAGAAAUGAAGAAGGGCGCCAAGGAAUAGAUGCAACUGUCCCUUACCAUGCCGUGGCAACUUGUUAUAUAUUCCCCAUAAUAAUCAUUACCAAAGACGCAGAUCAUGACACCCAGGGCAGGUUCACCGCGCUCCUGCGACCUUUUAACUUCGGCGAAGUACUUAACAAGAACCUCCACCAAACAUACGGGCUGUGCCUGUCACGGGACUCGCCCGCCCGCACCACCGUACUUGGUGUGACGUUGGUUGCCGUAUUUUGCCACUUUAUCGAGGUACUCGUCUCGUCGGGCUGCGCGUUGGGCGACGGCGGCGUGCGCCGAGCUUGGGCACCCUCGGUGAAUGCUGUGCAUUAUAUACGUGGGUGUGACGUCACAUCAAACCCCUACACCCCCUCCGCGCCGCGCGGCUACAAACCCUCACGCCGCGCAACCCCGUCGGCUCCUGGAGUAGACGUGCCCGUUUCUCUCGACACCGGAGAGUUCGGGCGCGCGCUGUGCUCGGCGCUCGGUACAGUCGCCGCGCGCCCGCCACCGAAUACAGCGUGUCGCUCGCAUCGAGUAUCAAGUCAAGCUUUCCACGCGAGUGUACGCGCCGUCACGUCGUCACGUCACGACGCACCACACCAUAGCGGUGCCCGUCGGCGCCGGCUGCAGCCAGUCCACACUCCCAACUGUUCACAAAAUAUUAUCCACCAGGGUGCAACACGUGAUGUAGGGGGGCGACAUCGGUGCGGUGUGCAGUGCGCCGCGCGGCGUGGCAUGGCGCCGCCCGCGCUCACCGUGGCGCUGCUCGCCGCGCUCUCCGCCGCGGCGGGGCCCUCGCCCGCUGCGCCCCCCGAUGGACUUCCAGCAAGGCUGCGGCGCUCACACCGCGAUGCUACAGCGGUGGAAGUACCACCAUCGCAGCCCCCGAGAGUGCAUACGGUGCACCCGAUGCACGCGCUGGACGCCGCAGCCAUCGAGGCCGCUGAGUUGGAGCUGGCGGAAGGCGAGAUGGGACCGUGGCGGGAGCUGUGGUACGGCUCGCUGGACGCCUUGCACCGUGAACCUACGAUCAACAACACGCACGAGGACGUGCUCGUGCAGCUCGGUGCCGUCGCGUUCCUCCACUGUCCCGUGCGGAACCUCGGUGAACGCGGCGUGUCAUGGGUACGGCGCCGAGAUUGGCACAUCAUCAGCUCCGGGGUGCUGAUGUACACCAACGAUGAGCGCUUCCAGGUGCUUCAUAGCGAGGGAUCAGACGACUGGAUCCUGCAAAUAAAAUAUGUCCAAAAACGAGACAACGGUACAUAUGAGUGUCAGGUAUCGACGGGGUCGGGAACGCUGUCGCGGCUGGUGCACCUACACAUCGCAGUCCCGGAGGCGUUCAUCCUCGGCGCGGACGAGCAUCACGUUGACGCGGGGUCUACAAUUAAUCUCGUCUGCAUUAUAGAAAAGAGUCCUGUACCUCCACAAUACGUGUUCUGGUACCACAAUGCGCGGAUGAUAAACUACGACGCGUCGCGCGGCGUCAGCGUGGUCACGGAGCCGGGUCCCAAGACCCAGUCGGCGCUGGCCAUCCGCGCGGCUGGCCCGCAGCACUCCGGGAACUACACCUGUGCCGCCGCCAACACCGAGCCCGCUCACAUUUACGUCUAUGUCUCUGAAGGCAGCGACAAGAUGGCAGCUACGCUGAGCCGCAACACAAGCGGAGCGCUACGCGGCGCAUGCGCAGGCGGUUUGGUGUUGCUCGCGUAUUGUGUGGCGCUGCUAGCCGCGUGCACGUGA